Molecule: messenger RNA, 735 nt
Organism: Lachancea mirantina
Lineage: Eukaryota; Fungi; Ascomycota; Saccharomycetes; Saccharomycetales; Saccharomycetaceae
Source: the annotation of a GenBank genome assembly
AUGGACGAUCAGCUACUCGUUGAUUUUUUAUUGCAGGACGAUCUUUCAAUUCCGGACUUUGAAUCAGACUCCAAGUGGUUAAGCCCACAGAUAACUUUUGGCUCUGGUAGAUCUAAAAGAAGAAGAUUUCGCAGUAAAAGCAAGAAAGGCCCUACCUUCGAUCAGAACACCUUAUGGGGGGAAUCUAUUGAUGAGAUCAUUGAACUGAUAUGUCGAUUGCCGUCUACAUGGGAACCCUCCCGAAAUGUUUCUGAUGCUGUAACGAUCGAAUCGCAGGCGAAACCAAAGCGAGAGAAGAAGACCGAAAAGAAGAAUAAUGCGAAACCUGAAAGUGUUCCUGAUAUUUCUCUAAUACAAUGCGAGCAGUUGAACCUAGGAAGUAAUAGGAAGCUGUCCAGAAAGGAACGCCAGAAGUUACGGAAGAAGGCGCUCAAUCACAAGGAAUCUAAUAUACAAUACACGUCUGAUGAAGAACAACAAUUCCGAGCGAAAAGGCAUUCAUCUAGGAAAUCUUCUCACAAGCAAGUUGUUUUGGAAAGCUAUACCACUUUCCCAAAGCUUAAUCGAAAACAACGCCUAAAGUCUACAAAAGGCCCAGAGACCAUUACAAAUUCAGCCCAGCAACAGGCGAAUGGAAAAGAAGAGCAUCCAAAUCUCAAGAAAAAGGCAAAGAAAAGGAAUAAAGAAAAGGCUAAGAAAAAGAAUGAAACCCCUCAAUUAGAGGCUCAGGCUUGA